AAAGGAUAAUGGUUUCCAGAGCUCACAAGAGAACAGCCAUGUACAGGAACCUACAACGGCUUCGUUCAAUCACUAAUUCCCAUGCGAGCCGUAAAACCUCAGUGAUAUUGGAUGCAUCAGAGUACAUACGUGGUUUAAAGCAAAAGUUGAAGGAGUUGAACCAAUUAGCAAUUGCUGCAGCCCAAAAAGUCACUGACUAUGGUGGUCCAAUGCCCAUGGUUGAAGUGGAACCGGAGGAGGAGGGAUUUAAGAUCAAGGUUCUGAGUCAAAGGAGUUGCCAAGGGUUGUUGGUGUUCAUAUUGGAAGCCUUUGAAAGGCUUGGUCUUGAGGUGCUCCAGGCUAGGGCUUCUAGUGUGGACAGUUUCUGUUUGGAAGCAUUUGGAAUCAAAGAGAACAGUGAAGAUGCCCAUCAUGUGGAUGUACAAGUAGUUGAGCAAGCAGUAUCUCAAGCUAUUAAAAAGUGGAGGGAAGUUACAAAGCAAGGGCCAGCUCCUCCUUCAAGGGGUGAUUUGGAUCUGCCGGAAACACCUCCGCCACCACCAAGCAAGGUCAUCGGUUCACACCCAUGA
Abrus precatorius (Indian licorice) is the source of this 569-nucleotide messenger RNA. RefSeq lists its product as uncharacterized. Gene Ontology annotation, biological process: regulation of DNA-templated transcription. Gene Ontology annotation, cellular component: nucleus. The coding region runs from base 9 to 569 and encodes 186 amino acids. The transcript has 5 exons. Gene Ontology annotation, molecular function: sequence-specific DNA binding; DNA-binding transcription factor activity. Lineage: Eukaryota; Viridiplantae; Streptophyta; Magnoliopsida; Fabales; Fabaceae. The record is from RefSeq and is a predicted model, not a curated record.